CACCAGGACUACGAAGGACUGUCAACAAAUAUACCAUCUACAAAGAAGUGCGCUCCACCGCAUCUGGAAAUCGACGUGAAGGAGGUAAUUUUGCAUCAAAAUUUCAGUGUAGGCAGGAUAUACGCAAACGACAUCGCUCUGGUGCGACUUGAAAUACCAGUCCGGUAUACGAAAGAAAUCAGACCGAUAUGUGUUCCGAAAGACAGUUUUUCCUUAGAUAAGCUCUUCUUAGAAAUUGCCGGAUGGGGCGUCACGGAAAACGGAACCAGUCAUGUAUUAUUGCACAGCAGAAUUAGCGAAUAUAGGACGUACUGCAUUAAACACAAAAGGGAUGUGUUCCUUCCCAAUAAACAAAUAUGUGCAGGUGGCAAACGCAACAUCUGUAGUGGCGAUUCCGGCGGUCCUCUGAUGGUUACCAAGAAUUUGCGAUGGGUGGAAUACGUAUAUGUGGCAGGCAUCAUUUCCUUUGGAUUUAAUGAAGGGACUUGCGGACAGCUGGACAAACCAAGUAUUUACACUAGGACUGGAGCGUAUUUUAACUGGAUUCGGGAACUUAAAGCCUUAAUUAUGCCCGUUCCUCGUAGAUUAAAGGGUACGUUAGAUUCGUCGGGAAGCUUGUAACAGGUAGAAGAAAGCGUUUCCGAUCAGAAUCACUAGCCGAGUCGAUCAAGCCAAGCCAAAUAUUGUUCCAAUCAGACCAUUCAUUACAAAGUAAUAAGCAAAAAAGUGUGCAAUUUGGGAAACAGCCGAUUUGCUACUUGCCUAUUGCCUUCUCCUUCGCACUUCUUUAGCUGAGUAAUGGGUAUCUAAUAGUCGAGGCCGUCGACUAUAGCGUAAUUAUUGUUAGAAUCUCAGAACAAACUGAAGUUUGCAAUCAAUCUACCUCAAAUAUAUCUAUUAUUUUAUAAGUACUAACUAUGCUGUAGUUUUAGACAUGUAAAACGACUACCAUUGUAGAUGAUUAA
Drosophila suzukii is the source of this 965-nucleotide messenger RNA. NCBI's taxonomy places the organism in Eukaryota, Metazoa, Arthropoda, Insecta, Diptera, Drosophilidae. The record is from RefSeq and is a predicted model, not a curated record.